Pungitius pungitius (ninespine stickleback) is the source of this 2280-nucleotide messenger RNA. RefSeq names its product protein phosphatase 1, regulatory subunit 27a (gene ppp1r27a). The record is from RefSeq and is a predicted model, not a curated record. The coding region runs from base 714 to 1424 and encodes 236 amino acids. The transcript is spliced from 3 exons. Lineage: Eukaryota; Metazoa; Chordata; Actinopteri; Perciformes; Gasterosteidae. Gene Ontology annotation, molecular function: phosphatase binding.
GUGAAAGGUGCCGUGCAUCGCUGCCCCAUGAAGACUCGAAUUAAGCAGAUCCAACCAUCCUGUGCAUUUGAGUCAUAGUAUCCCUCUUCGGUCAAUUUGGCAUCAAUAUCAACCAUGGUUGUUUAUUUGGGAAGAUCUAGGUCUCAAGCGAGACUCAAAGGGAACAUUGUGGUUGUCAACAAUUUUUACGACGGGGCGUGCACGGUGUCAGUGUGCACGUGACUGCACGCCGGGUGGAGCCGAUCAGUGGCCACUCUGAGCUGAAGUCACUGGAUAUCAGGCCCUAAAAUAGGCACACAGAGGGUAUAAAGGGGGGGGGGGUCUCCCCUGCUCUCCCCAUCAGACGACGGUUCUUUGCAGCAGCGAACGCACUGUGCACGAGAUCAAUUCCAAUUCAGAUGGGAGAAGUUCACAGCAGGCGAGAAAAAGAGGAUCGUACGCCCUAAAAGAAGGGGAUUGGAUCACAGCGAGGCUAAAGGAUUUGAGGAGAGUUUCGCACCCUGCAAAAACACAGGGUGACACUCCAGCUGGGGGGGGGCGAAGGGACAGUACUGGGGAGGACAAUACUGAGGAUACCGCUCUUUCCUUUGGAUCGGUGCGUUGGCGCUUGGGUUUUCUCGCUUCGUUCCUCCCGGGCCGACAGCAGAAAGGAAGGGAGGGGGGGGGGGAGAGAGGAGGGGAGGAGGGGAGGCUGAGUCGCAGCCACCGCAGGGAUGAAGUACAACUACCACGUCCCGGUGUCGACGUACACCCGCAGCUCGCAGUACACGCCGACGUACCACAGCCCGACCUACUACACGGCGUCCCAUUACAGCCCGACGACGCCGCUCUACACGCCCGCUUACGCCUCUGCGACGAAGUACAGCGCGGCGCCCCACUACGCGCCGACGCAGUACGCGUCCACCUACAGGCCCGCGUCCACCUACGUGCCCUCGUCCAGCAAGGGGUCGCGGUACAGUGCGCCGCGACGCGCCGGGGCGCCGCCGCCGCGGAAGAGCCCCGCGCCGGUGGCGCCCGUCGCGCCCGCCACGAGGACGGUGCACUUCCCAAAUGACAUCGUCUUCCAGGACAUCGUGAGGCGAGGAGAUCUGGAGCAAAUCGGUCGGUUCAUGAGAGCGAGGAAGGUCAGGGUGGAUACGCUCUUCCACUCGGGUAUGGCAGCGCUCCACGAGGCCGUGCUGACAGGAAACCUGGAGGUGGUGAAGCUGCUGGUGAAAUAUGGCGCCGACGUCCACCAGAGAGACGAGGACGGCUGGACGCCGCUCCACAUGGCCUGCAGCGACGGCUACCCGGAGAUUGCCAGGUAUCUGCUGUCGAUAGGCGCCAGCACAGAGGCGGAGAACGAAAGCGGAGAAAAGCCCGCAGGCCUCAUCGACCCAGACUGCAAAGAGCUGGUCAAACUGUUUGAGGCCGGUUGCGUGUGAUCGGGCCCCAAAAGGGCCCCCAAGACAAAGGAGCCACCGAGACAGAAGGCUCAGCAGCCACGGAGUGUAUUUAACAGUUUUAAAACAGUGCAAUACCAAAGAAACUCGUUACAGGACGGAAGUACUGAGUCCGAGGUUCGGGCCGUGUCACUGAUGCUGUGAUGCAAGAUGGCGGUUCUGUGUGUACGUUUCAAAGAGAUGUUUUUUAAGAUGCCGCCCAAAAGCUAUACAUUAUGGGGCUUCUUUUUUUGGUGUUUUUUUUUUUUUAUUAACUUCAUUUUGGAUAUUUGUCAUAUAUUGCAAAUUUCUAUGUAGCAAUGUUAAUCUGUUUUUUUCUGUUUUCACUCUCAGUUCCUUGAACCCAAUACUAACAAUAUGUCACUGCGGUCCAGGACUAAAUAUCUAUAGAUUUCUAAAGGAGAUAAGAUUAAUCUUUAUCUUUUUGGCAUUUUGUUUUUUUAUGUUGUGUGGGUGGUAGCGCCCUGCAGUCUUUAUUUUUCAAACUGUUAUUAUAUAUAAUAUAUAAUUUCAAUGCCUAUUCAAUUUACAACAGAGAUACAGAGAAAUUUGGGCCGGAUAUGUUUGUGUUUUAUAGACUGAGUUAUCUAUUCUCGCUGCUGGGCAGAAAGAGGAUCAGUCAAAUAAAUAAUUGAUAACUCAUUGAUGGUCAGAAAUAAAACAAAAAUAUAUUGUUUUUAAACUUUUAGCACUUUUACUGCUGCAGUAUUUCCCCUGGUGUAAUGCUUUUGUAUUCUGUAGUAGAAAUACAAGCAAAGUCAGCAAAGAAAGUCUUAUUGUUUUCUCCUCAAUAACUAUUUUUGUACCUUUUCAUAAAUAAAGACACAUUUUCUAAGUA